UUUGUUAUGAAUUUGAUGAAAGGACGCCGCGAACACGUUUUUAUAAGCUUCAUUUUAUAUCGGGAAAUAUAAAAUGAUUUACAACUGAAAAAAACUCAAAAAUAACAUUUCGUCAAAUAUUCGACUCUGUCAAAGAAGUUUUUAUUUUUCAAUUGUUUCUCCUACAACAACAGAAAAAUGUAUUCUGCAGUCAAACCUUUAUCAAAAUAUCUACAAUUUAAAACUGUGCGAAUUUAUGACUCGGUCUUUACAUUGCACUCGAAAUGUACAGUGGUGAUAUUGCUCACAUGUUCAUUCCUGCUUUCGGCUAAACAAUAUUUUGGCGAUCCAAUAACAUGUAUGGGCGAUGAAAAGAAUAUGGAUUAUGUUAACUCCUUUUGCUGGGCAAUGGGAACCUAUAUUUUAAAUUAUUUUGAUAUAGGAGAUAAGUUAGCACGCUUACAUAAUAGCAGUGACAGUAAUAAAAAGUCGGAAGCAUUGGCAAUAGCAGAAGGUGUUGGACCGGAAUAUGGCUAUAAAACCGAACGAGUGUAUUUGCGCUACUAUCAAUGGGUUAUCCUGACAUUUCUUUUGCAAUCAUUCAUCUUUUAUUUUCCCUCAUAUCUGUGGAAGCUUUGGGAAGGCCACAGAUUAAACGAAUUAUGCUCAGAAUUAGGAAAUGCAAUACUAUCAGAGGAAACCAUUGCAUCAAAGAAAAAAAUGCUGCUUAAGUACUUUAGCUCCGACAACAAAGAUAUACACUUUUGUUACACCUCCCGUUAUAUCUUAUGUGAAACGCUUAACGCUGCCAUUAGCAUACUAAAUAUUUUGUUCUUGGAUCUCUUUCUCAAUGGAUUUUGGCAAAAGUAUAGCUUGGCUAUGGCAGCAUUGCCGCACUAUGAUUGGGAUCUUUGGAAUACUAUGACAUCGCAAGUUUUUCCAAAAAUUUCAAAAUGCCACAUGUUUAAAUUUGGACCCUCUGGAUCAGCUAAUUCCCUAGAUAUUCUUUGUAUGCUGCCAUUGAACAUAUUGAAUGAAAAGUUAUUUGCAUUUCUAUAUGUCUGGUUCCUGGCCAUGUGUAUUUUGUCAGUUAUUAAUUUAAUAUAUCGCUACGUCAUGGUUUUUAAUUCAUCAUUCCGUUUGCAUUUGUUGCAUUGCCGAGCACGUUUCGUCCCUAGAUCCUGUAUAAGAAGCGCCACUAUUGACUUAACCUUUGGCGAUUGGUUUGUUCUAUACAAAGUUAGUCGAAAUAUAAAUCCUGUAAUAUUUGGGGAACUAAUGCAAGAUCUCUUUGAAAAAAAUAAUCUCACGAAACCCAUAGGUUUCAAUAUGUGAAAAGGACCAUUCCAAGAAUAAAAACAAAACAAAUAUGUGAACAGGAAUUUUUCAAGAAAUAUUUGUUGAUUUUUUUUUUGUAAAAAAUUGAAUUAUUACAUUAAUUUUUUUUUUUUUUUGAUAUUGAUGUUUAACAUAACUAUUAUUUCUAGAUAUAAGCUAUAAGAUACGCAAAAUUUCGUAUCACUUAUUGUUCCUUAAACGUAAUUGGAAGACUAAUAAUAUGUAUCUAUAACAUGAUUUUUUACUUUAUCUAAUAUAAAACGAAUUAAACAAUAUAAGUCAUG
Messenger RNA from Stomoxys calcitrans (stable fly), 1601 nucleotides. RefSeq names its product innexin inx5. Gene Ontology annotation, cellular component: gap junction; plasma membrane. Lineage: Eukaryota; Metazoa; Arthropoda; Insecta; Diptera; Muscidae. Gene Ontology annotation, molecular function: gap junction channel activity. The transcript has 3 exons. The coding region runs from base 178 to 1314 and encodes 378 amino acids. The record is from RefSeq and is a predicted model, not a curated record. Gene Ontology annotation, biological process: phototransduction.